This is a messenger RNA of Leguminivora glycinivorella, 271 nucleotides long. RefSeq names its product protein brawnin (gene sloth2). Bases 1 to 207 code for a protein of 68 amino acids. The transcript has a single exon. The record is from RefSeq and is a predicted model, not a curated record. Gene Ontology annotation, biological process: mitochondrial respiratory chain complex III assembly. NCBI's taxonomy places the organism in Eukaryota, Metazoa, Arthropoda, Insecta, Lepidoptera, Tortricidae.
AUGCCCGUGGGUGUGACUUGGAGCCAGUACAUGGCGUUCACGGCCGCGGCUGCGUUCUCUAUGCUCGCCGGGUCGCAGUUAGUUCACCAGUACUACAAGCCCUUAAAAGAUCUAAAUGAAUAUAUAAAUAAGGAGCUAAAGAAUUUACCUCCCAAUGUACAGGAAAAGAUCAGACAGGAAUUACAAGAUGAAGGUGUUCUUAAGUAAGAUCCUACAAGUUGGACACUUGAGUGAGCAUUUAAUUUGUACAAUAUAUUCAUAGUUACAAAUC